AUGGACCAGGCAUUGGAAGAGGUCACUGUACCUCGAAUAACGCCCAUGCCCAAGCGCAAAGGCCGGAGGCAUCGUGCUUUGGCAUACCGAGCUAGCGUGAGCGAGCAUCUGCCUCACGUAACACCGAUGCAGACGGCGUCUCCUGGCCUAGCCAGACCAGCGAAUCAAUUCCCCUGCACCGCAAUUGGUUGUGAUCAAUCUUUCAAGAACGCAUCUGGCUGGAAGAGACACGAGGCCGGUGUGCAUGGCUACAACGACCGAGAGUGGAUCUGCAUGCUGACAGAAGCAUUUAAGCUGCAGUCCGAAUGUGUCUUCUGCUUGGAGUCAAUGGACUCGAUCGAUCAUCUCGACAAGCAUGCAAUCGAUCCCUGUUCGAACAAGUGCACCGCCGAACGUAGUUUUCCUCGCAAGGAUCUUCUCAAACAGCAUGUCUUGCUUGCGCACCUCGCAAGUGCAUCUCCAUCGAUCAGAAGGACAUUCGAGGUACCCACGGAGUGGGAAAGAGGGUUGGGUGUGUCGCCUGGCGGACCUGGUUCACGCUGCCUCGUCAAUAAGCCAACGAAAGCAGGCAAACCGAUCGAUCGCGAGGACCUAUUCAAAUACACGAACGGACGUUUCUUAGCAAACGAGAAGAAAGCCGUUGAUCGCAGAUAUGUGAGGUUCGACUUAGAUCAGCUCUGCGCCGUGGCUGCGACUACUGGUGGGCGGCACUCGCCCGUCUGCGCGAUCGACAAGAUGGAAGGAGGGUUCAGCAAAGCACUUCUUCUGCGCAAAGAAGAUGGCAGCGAGAUCGUUGCGAAGAUGCCCUUUCCUAUCGCAGGACCACCAACGUACACCACGGCGUCGGAGGUGGCUGUUCUCAAAUAUCCACCCAAAGUUUUGGCCUGGGACGCCGAUCCGUCCAACCCUGUCGGCGCCGAGUACAUCAUCAUGGAAAAGGCUCUCGGCGUUCAGCUAUACAACGUAUGGGAUGAUCUGAAUGACUUGGACCGGUUGCGCCUCCUACGACAAUUAGCCAUAUUCGAGAGCGAAAUGACUAAGAUCCGCCUUCCGGCGAGCGGAAGUCUUUACCUUUCUAAAUAUAUGGCAGAAAACGAUGCACAUGUCUCCUUGGACCAGGAGAUGGAUCCUUCUGGAGAGUUUUGGCCAGAUUUAUCAUCUUUCGGAACCGCUCUAGUCGACCGAGAGCUUGCGAUCCUGCGAAAUCGUUCUUUCAACGCAACAUCUGGCUCACCACAAGGAACUCUCGAUGAGCAGAUCGAUGCUCUUGACAUGACUAGAGAGGUCAUGUCUCGACUGCACGAGCGUACACUCGUUAGCAAGGUCUCCAAUCCAGUGCUAUGGCACACCGACCUCCACAUGGGCAAUAUCUACGUCUCAGGGCAAAAUUCACCCCAAAUUACAUCGAUCAUUGAUUGGCAAUCGAUUGUAGUCUCGCCAUUGUUCCUACAGGCACGCUUUCCAGAAUUCCUGACAGUUGACGAAGACUACCAAUUGGGCACCAUGGAGCUCCCACCGCCACCGCCUGAUCUGGAUAAGAUGGACGCUGGCGACAAGAGAUUAGCAGAGUUCAAGUAUGAGCAAUCAAAAGCAACAAAGACGUAUGAAAUGAACUGCGCAGCUCAGAACACAAUGGCUUGGAAGGCGUUGAAGUUACCGGCAUUCCUCCGGGAGCUCUUCACACGAUGUGCAGAAGUCUCGGAAGAGGGCGAGAUACCACUUCGCGCGUGUCUCAUUGAGGUUGCCGCAGUAUGGAACAGAAUUGGCUUCAAAGACGAAUGCCCACUCAACUUUAGCGAGGAGGAUCUGCAGAAGCACGAGCAACAGUUCGAAGAAUACAGCAACUAUCACAAGGUACACGAAUUGGCGAGAGGGAUCAUUAGCACGGAUUUCGAAGGCUGGAUCAAUCCGCGACUGGACUUCUCUGCGAAACAACAACAAAACCAAGAACUACUAGAAGAGUUCGUGCGCAGGAGCAGUGAAUUUGGCAUGACGCCGGAGAAGAUGAGGAGCAUAUGGCCGUACUUAGAUCGGUCGUGA
Alternaria arbusti is the source of this 2040-nucleotide messenger RNA. RefSeq lists its product as uncharacterized. Gene Ontology annotation, cellular component: mitochondrion. The coding region runs from base 1 to 2040 and encodes 679 amino acids. NCBI's taxonomy places the organism in Eukaryota, Fungi, Ascomycota, Dothideomycetes, Pleosporales, Pleosporaceae. The transcript has 4 exons. The record is from RefSeq and is a predicted model, not a curated record.